AUGACAACGUUUGGAAGACUUGUCGGUGCAAAAACACCGACCCGUUCCCUUCUCCAACCCCGACCAACUUCAGAGGAACUGAAGAUGCUGCGUCUCAGCCCAGCUGGGCUCAUGUUGUUCGUGCUUUGCAGAGUCAUCGACAGUCGGCUCCUGAUGGAAGGACUGCAGAGAUACGGUGGCAUCCCAACUUAUCUUCCGGUCCGAUACCAGGUGUUGAAUGCAGAGUCUGCCUUCUUCCUGAAGGAGGCCAACCAGGACAUCAUGAGGAACUCCAGCCUGCAGGUUCGAACUGAACUUUUUUUCAUCCAACAAGCCAGAAAGACGCCUUCGGUCAAUGCCAGUUACGGGCCACUGUAUGUAGAGCAAGCUGUGCCUGCGGAGCUUCUGGGCCCGGGACUGUUCACCAACCCCUCAUCCACGUCACCAUCGUCCACUUCCUCUCCUCUCUUUAGUUUUAACUGGAAAGUUCAGACUUUUAUUAUCAGUGAACGAAUCCAUCCAAGUUGGCCGAAGGUACAGGUUCUCUUCUACGUUGUGGGUCGGGACUGGGACGACUACAGUGCCGUGGACAAGUUGCCAUGUGUCAGGAUGUUCGCCUUCCACGAAACCCAAGAGGUACGAGGUACCUGUCGUCUGAAAGGGGAACUCGGACUGUGCGUGGCUGAACUGGAGCCUCUGCCUAGCUGGUUCAGUCCUCCUAGUGUCAUACCAGGUCGACAGAGAUCACCCGAGCUGGUUGAAGGCACUCCUGUGGAACUGUAUUACAUGCUACAAUCCACCGACACUGGGGAAUGCAGCUCAGAGGACUCCCGGAAGACCAAUUCCAUCCGCACUGGGCAGCUGGGCCCUGCCGGGUACUUCUCAGGGCCCACUCCCAUGCGCAGGAUCGGCAGUGUUCGUCUAUUCCAGCCGCUCUCUGAGCUGCGAUUGGACAGUAACUUUGUUGUGAUGGUUCCCUCCAGACCCAUCAGGCAGAGGGAGACGGUGUCAGCCUUCCUAGCAGUAUCCACCCUUUCAUCUGUAGAGAUCUUCACUUUAAGGAUCAAGCUGAAGGAUGGUGUGGCGUUUUUGGGAGCGAGGGCCAGCAACCCGGUUCAGUGGACAGUAAGUCAAGACGUCAGGAGCGAAGGACACAGAGUGGUCACUCUGCACUGUCGCAGGAAGGAAGCCAACUUCGAGAAAAGGGUGGAGGCCGGUUUCCAGAAAGUUCUUCAGGUGGAUCUGGAGGUCAACGGGUUGUUGGAUCCUCUGGGAAGUCGCUCGGUGACAUGGCAGAUCGAGUACCCCAUCUCCCGAACCCUUUCGGAUGAAAUCCAGACACUCAUUCGUCUGGCCCCACACGAACUCGGGGGAAUCGUACCAUUGGCUAUGGAGACAGAGAUCCUUAACACCGCAGUGCUCACCGGGAAAACUGUUGCCAUGCCAGUGAAGGUGGUCACCGUCGGAACCGAAGGUACCGUGACCGAUGUGACCGAGUCAGUGGAAUGUCGUUCGACCGAUGAGGACGUGGUUAAGGUGUCCGAAAGAUGUGAUUAUGUGUACGUCAACGGCAAGGAGACACGUGGGAGGUUGAGGAUGAUGGUGAACUUCACCUACAGUUACCUGAGCGCUCAGCUGGAGGUGAGCGUAUGGAUGCCACGACUCCCCCUUCAGAUCGAGAUGUCCGAUCCAGAGCUCAGCCAGAUCAGGAGCUGGAGAGUUCCUGUAGAUGCUGCAAACCAAAGGUCUGGAGAGGAUGACGGGGAUGAAGGAGCCAAGAAGGAUCGGAGCUGUGGUCCACAGUACCAGAGCACCACCGUCCGUGUGCUCACACACUUUGAGGCAGAGCCAGAGGAAUGGCAGGGCCAGCCAGACUUCCUCUUGGGCAGUGAUUGGCAGGUGGACGUGACAGAGUUAGUGAGAGACUCUUUAAGGGUGGUGGAUGAACGCGUUGCCAAGCUUUCAGAAGAACAAGUCCUCAUUGGUCUGAACACUGGCAUCACCAAUGUUCAGGUGAUGUCCCCAUUGUCAGACUCAGUUCUGGCUGAGAGGGUGAUCCAGGUUCUGGAUGAUAAAGUCAGUAUUACGGAGCUGGGCGUGCAACUGGUCUCUGGCCUUUCCUUGAACCUUCAACUCAGCCCUGGAAGCAACAGGGCCAUCGUGGCCACGGCUACCACUCAGGAAACCAUGCACAGUGUAAAUCAGGAAUCCCUUGUCAGUGCGUGGCUUCAGUUCAGCGAUGGCUCCAUGACCCCUCUUGACCUCUAUAACUCUGCUCAUUUUGUCCUUACGGCCACUUCGCUGGAUGACCAGGUGGUGUCGGUGAAGAAAAGCCCCAGCUGGAGGUGGCCAGUGUUGGUGGCUAAAGGUGAAGGUCAAGGCAUGUUGGUUCGUUUGGAGAUGUACGGACCCGAAUCGUGCCAAAAAAACAAACGGCGCACUGUUCUGGCCGCAGGCAACGCAAACGUCCAUGUGAAGUUUGGCCGUGAUGAAGAAACUGGAAACAGCGCAAGUGACAGGAGAUACAGACCCAAUGCCCCAUACUACGGCGGUUCGAUCUCAGACAUGGAGGCUGGAAUCAUGAACCGAGGCGCUACCACCAUCAAAACCUCCAUACCAGGAAAAGCAAGCGGUGAUAGGCUCUCAGCUGCUGAUAUUCCAGUGGAUUUCUCUGAAUUCCCAGCCCAAGCAGACCUUCCACCUGGACGUAAUGGAGAGGAUGAUCUAUUGCAGUCUCGGCGUGGGCUUACAGACCUGGAAAUAGGCAUGUACGCCCUGCUAGGUGUCUUCUGUCUGGCCAUCCUGGUAUUCCUAAUCAAUUGCGUCUCCUACGCCCUCAAGUAUCGCAACAAGCAGCUCCCAUUGGAGGGCCAGGAGACCAUGGCUCAUGCCCACGACUGGGUUUGGUUAGGACAGGACGCUGAGCUGUUGGAAAGUCAGGCAGGUUUGUGUCUAGAUCAAGAGGAGCUGGGCGGCACCAUGGACUCCGGGCUGGGCCUGGAGGAAGGUAGCCAGCUCCUCAAUGGCCUUUCCUCUCAGAAGAGCGUUCAAGGCCAGGUCCACAGGUCAGCCUCUGACUCAGGGUGCACUGGGAGAGAUCACAAGAGCGACUCUAUAAACUCACCCACUACCAAAAGGAAACGGGUCAAGUUCACCACUUUCAGCCAUAGCAAGCCCAGCAAUGGCUGCCCAUCCAUAAGCCCGCUUCUCAUCGGUCAGAACGACAUCAAAUGGGUAUGCCCAGACAUCGAGCUCGGGGACUCCAAAGAGCUCAGAAAUUACAUGGAAAGGUUAAACGAAAAUGCUACUAAGAACAUCGCAUAGUGGGCUUGUAGUUAUUUAUGUAUUUUUCAGACAAAAGCGUAGCUCACCCAUAUGCCUUCUAGGUGAGGAGGUGG
Molecule: messenger RNA, 3377 nt
Organism: Puntigrus tetrazona (Sumatra barb)
Lineage: Eukaryota; Metazoa; Chordata; Actinopteri; Cypriniformes; Cyprinidae
Product: transmembrane protein 132C-like
Exons: 10
Coding region: 1-3303 (1100 amino acids)
Source: RefSeq, a predicted model, not a curated record